CGGCAAUUGGAGUAUCAUGUACGGCAUGUGCCCAGUCGGGUGACGAACCAGAUGCAACAUCUGAGAUUUAACGGAGGAUGUCGUUAUACAUAGCGAUGAAGACACUACAGAUAUUGGUGCUAAUUAUAAUUGGCGCAGCAUCGAGCUCGUCCAAUAAGCUGCGUUUUGACAAUUAUAGGGUUUAUUCUGUUAAUGUUCGAACCGAAGAACAAUUGCGUGUUUUACAAAACUUGGAGGCUACACCAAAUGAGUUUAUAUUUUUAGACGCUCCUUUAGCUAAAAAUUCCGCCAUUCAAAUAGUCGUUUCACCAGCAAAACAGAGAAAGUUCGAUUUACUGUCAGUGGAACUGAAGUUUGAUCCAGUAUUAAUUUCCUCAGAUCUUCAGAGUGCCAUAGAUAAUGAACAACCCAAGCGCGCAAGGCGGACUUCUUUUGGAUGGGAAGACUAUCAUACCCUAGAUGAAAUCUACGCGUGGCUUGACGAGUUGGUGAUUCAACACGAUGAUGUACUUAGCGUUGAAGCCAUAGGCCGCUCGUAUGAGCAGCGUGAACUGAAGGUUAUCAAGUUGUCCUACAAAGAAGGGAACCCAGGUAUUUUCAUCGAUACAAAUAUCCAUGCUCGUGAGUGGAUUACUUCGGCUACUGUGACAUGGAUAUUGAACGAACUGUUGACUUCUGAAGAGCCAGCAGUUCGAGACUUGGCGGAGAAUUACGAUUGGUACAUUGUACCAGUGGCAAAUCCAGAUGGUUUCGUCUAUACGCAUACUGUGAACCGGCUAUGGAGAAAGACGCGCUAUCCGUAUUCAGUACUAUGCCAAGGUGCAGACCCCAACAGAAACUUCGACUUCCAAUGGAGCAAUGGAGGAACCUCCGACAAUCCUUGCUCGGAUGUGUAUGCUGGAAAGCAUCCCGAGUCGGAGAUUGAAGUGAAGACCAUCUCCAACUACGUACGAUCAAUCGCCGACAAGCUCAACCUGUACCUGGCAGUGCACUCCCGUGGACAGUACGUUUUAGUGCCGUUCGGUUACAGUGCAGCUCCAUAUCCACCGAACUACAAGGAUUUGAUGCAGAUCGGAAAACGGGCAGCUGUGGACAUGUACAAGGUUCACAAAACGCCAUACCGCGUGGGAACAACAGCCGAUGUGCUCUAUGUGGCGUCCGGAAUAUCUGUUGACUGGGCCUACGGAGCAGCAAACAUUUCCUUGGCGUAUACCUUUGAGUUGCGUGACCAAGUGGAGUAUGGGUUCAUUCUACCGGCCGACCAGAUCAUACCCAAUGCCGAGGAAGUUUUGGCAGCGUUUGUAGGAAUGAUUGAUGAAGCGCGGGUUUUAGGAUACUUUUGAAUAUUUGAAAAUUUAAACAUUGGAAAACCGUGUGAGAAUCAAACGUACAUGUCUAGAAAUGCAAAUAAAAAGAGGAUGUUCAAGACGGAUGAUGUAAUACAUGUUGAAAAUACACAUGAAAAUUCAUUCCGUAGUGGAA
Aedes aegypti (yellow fever mosquito) is the source of this 1482-nucleotide messenger RNA. Its product is annotated as zinc carboxypeptidase. The record is from RefSeq and is a predicted model, not a curated record. Gene Ontology annotation, biological process: proteolysis. The transcript has 7 exons. The coding region runs from base 78 to 1343 and encodes 421 amino acids. Gene Ontology annotation, molecular function: zinc ion binding; metallocarboxypeptidase activity. Lineage: Eukaryota; Metazoa; Arthropoda; Insecta; Diptera; Culicidae.